Messenger RNA from Baudoinia panamericana UAMH 10762, 1548 nucleotides. RefSeq lists its product as uncharacterized. The transcript is spliced from 2 exons. Gene Ontology annotation, cellular component: extrinsic component of mitochondrial inner membrane. The record is from RefSeq and is a predicted model, not a curated record. The coding region runs from base 1 to 1548 and encodes 515 amino acids. NCBI's taxonomy places the organism in Eukaryota, Fungi, Ascomycota, Dothideomycetes, Mycosphaerellales, Teratosphaeriaceae. Gene Ontology annotation, biological process: mitochondrial respiratory chain complex IV assembly.
AUGGCGUCAAACACGGUCUGUCACCGUUGUCUUCGUGCAGCGGUUAGCUUAGCACGGUCUUCGCAAUCAGCGUCGACUGCCAGUCGGCGGACGUUCACGUCGUCAUCAGCAACGCGUCCCUCCCGCCGCAGAAGUAUACAUCAAGCCGCCGCAAGUCGAGCACCUGCUGUAGAGGCGGCUCGAGUCAGUGAACCAUCUCUGCCUUACCAAGAUGUACGCGGUAGACAAUCCGACAAAGAUGCAGCUGCGCAACGACAACCCAACCGCAUCCUCCUACAACCCAACAACCUCUUCCACUCCUACACCCAUUCUCCCGCGCCCGAGAUAAGGAAACGAGCGGCGUUCAUGCGGCAGAAUGCGUACUGCCCUCAUCCGGACCAUCAGCCGACACGAGCACCCGUCUCGCCGGAUGACCUGGAAGCGAGGAAGACAGGCGCCAUGCCGCCACGGCAUGUCUCAUACGAGUGUCCUGACUGUGGCAUUCCAGUUUCAUGUUCGGAAGAGCACUUUGUCGACGACUACAGCUCACAUCUGGAGAUCUGCGAUACGCUUCGGCAGAUCAACGAAGAUGAUCAUGACCUGCUCAGUGGCCGCUUCUUCCCCGAGUUCGAGUACCCCGGUCCGCAGAUAGAUGAAGCGCAAGUCAACAUGACAAAUUGGGACACCAUGCUGUACAGCAGAGAGUUCAACGCCGUCAACGAAGCGCGCCCUAUGAGGCAGGUGACGCGGUUGUUGACAUACCCUGCCACGAUCGCGAGUGUUCUCCAUGAGCUUAGCCCGUACAGCCUUAAAGAUCGCAUACUACCAGAGGGUCUGCGAUCGCUCAGUGCCCUCCGCUACACCCUACACCCACCGCGGACAGGUGCCGGUAUCGACAUCAAAGGUCUGCGCCCCAACCCUCCUCCCGUACGCCUUUUCAUACUCGGUGCCCGUGCGGAGUCCAGUCUCCCUCGCGAGGUAUGGAUCCAACUUGCCCACCUCUUCCCCCGCGCCACCUUUCACCUCAUCUUUAUCGGUCCGGAGUCAAUGUCAAACCGUGACGACGAGUUCCCGCUUCCUCCACGGACGCCCAGCAAUCCGUUCGGCGCAAUAGUCGAAGAUCGGCUUGGCGGUCAAAUGAAGAUCAGCACGUAUGUGGAGUACUUCCACACGCUGCAUAAUGCUCAGCACUUCUACCCCUAUGACCCGUACUUCGACUGCUUCAUGCUCUUCCACCCGGGGCUAGGACAUCCGGCCAGCUCGCACGAGUGGGCCGAGACGCUACCGCAAUUGCUAGAGACGAAGGUGCCUAUCAUUUGCACAGGGUACACAGAGUUUGACAUGCAGCGAGACAUCGCUUGGGUGAAGGAGCAGGCAAGGGGUGAGGCUGAUCUGCUAAUGCGACCAGGCGAGAACCGCUUUAGGAGUUUGAGAUGGGAUCUGAAUGAUCUGGAUCCGGGUGAUGUCAGUUGUGGCAAUUGGGGCGUGUGGGCAUUCAGAGGCAAGAGGUACGAAGCCGAUGAAUACCGCGGCAAGCAACAAGAAGGGACUACUGGUUGGGAAAAAUGA